Messenger RNA from Piliocolobus tephrosceles (Ugandan red Colobus), 4821 nucleotides. RefSeq names its product dipeptidyl peptidase 3 (gene DPP3). Bases 2029 to 4413 code for a protein of 794 amino acids. Gene Ontology annotation, molecular function: metalloexopeptidase activity; dipeptidyl-peptidase activity. The record is from RefSeq and is a predicted model, not a curated record. Gene Ontology annotation, biological process: proteolysis. Lineage: Eukaryota; Metazoa; Chordata; Mammalia; Primates; Cercopithecidae. The transcript is spliced from 19 exons. Gene Ontology annotation, cellular component: cytoplasm.
CAUCUCCUGACCUCAUGAUCCGCCCACCUCGGCCUCCCAAAGUGCUGGGAUUACAGGCUUGAGCCACCGCGCCUGGCCUAGGCAGGGGAACAUUCUGAUCCCAUUUCCAGUGGGGAACCUCAGACCCUAGGAGGAGAGACCAGCAAAGGGCACCACCCUAGAUGCUGGGGAGGACUCAGAGGUAUUGGUGGAUGGGGUCAGACAGCCCUGGUCUUGUCCCAGCUCUGCCUUUGCCAGCUCUUAGAGCCUCAGCUUCCUCAAUGCUAAAGGGGAUAACAGUCGCUACCUCACCAGGUGGUUGUGAAUGUAUGGAGGGCACCUGUAACACAGUUGAUUCGUGUUGGUCCUCACCGACCCCUUUUUCAUUCCCACGGGGAACAGCCAAGGCUGGGGAGUUCCGACUCCGGUGAUAGACUGCUCCAUGUGAGUGACUGUGUGUGUGUAUCUGUGUGUUGGGGUCAGGGACACCUGAACUGUGUGGUGGUAUAGGAGUCAGUGAACCUCUUAGCCUCAGUUUCCCUAUCUGUACAAUGGGUAAAGUGAUGAUACCUCAGGAUUUUUGCAAGAAUUAAAUGACGUCCUCCAUGCCAAACUGGUAGCAAGGGACCUCAGGACAUGCUCAUGUUAUCUGUGAUCAUAAAAAUGUGAUCACGUGGCUUGAUUGGGGGUUCCGAGAGUACUGGGAUCUUUUCCUUGCCUGAGCUGUCCCCUUCUGGCAGUGGACAGCACUACCUCCCUUACCUGAGUACAUUUCAACUUCACCUGUCAGCCAACUUUAUACCCAUUUUAAAGACAAUGAAAAUGGAGGCACAGGAAAGAAGAGGGGUGACUUUCCUGAGGACACUGACCAACUGGUUGAACUUCAUAUAACAAGUCAUCAUCAAAGCUAACAGCUUGUUAACACUUGUGUCAAGCAGGGCCUUGGGCACCUUUGUGGGUGAGAAACUGGUGUCUAUGGUAAGCAGACGCUGCCUGGCCUAGACACGGGCGUGGCAAGGAGACUGUGUGGAAUUUCAGUACCCAAACGCCCCUCACCCUGUGCAACUAUAGGGAGCGGCACUGCAGCCAACACAUCACAACUUACAAUAUCCCUUGAAUUGGAUUCAAUUAUUAGCCUGGUUUUCCGGUUUAUAAAGCCAAGACUCCCAGACAACCUCGCUCCACCCCCAGUCUGACCCUGGGCUCUCACCGCUACUCCCCACUAGGCCUAGGCCCUUCCACAUGCCCCACCCAGACCGUGGUUUUGUGAGUCCGUCCAGACCUGUAAAAGUGGACUGCAGGCCCGCCUCUGCUCUGGACUCCCUUUCGGGGCUGCCGGAGGCUUUCUCAUCCAUCAGGCAUUUGACAAGCCCCAGGAAACUGCCAGCCUGUUUGUGCUAAGGAAACUGAGGCUCGGCAAUGUUUAGCGGCUACUUCCAGGCCCGUGGCGGGUGGGUGGUGAUACAGUGAAGCACUCGAGGCGCUUCUCCGCGCCCCAACACGGGUGAGACCACCUCAGCCCUGGCCCAAGCCCACUCGACCGUAGCCUCGAUUCCCGGCACCGAGAGCUUUGCAACUUCCAAGUCUCCACUCCCAGGCCCCGAGUCCGGAGAGUCAGGGGGGGCCACAUUACUCCUAUUGUGUAGGUUCCCACCUGCAAGAGUUAGGUCGGGGCUUCUGGGGUGAAACCCCAAAGGAAAGCGGGAUCGGGACUGGGGGAGAGGGAUCGGGACUGGGGGAGGGGGAUUCCCAAGUCCCUGACACCUGCGCCGGGUCGGCCUGGGCUUGGUGACCUCGUCAGUCCCGUUUGCCGGGACUAGGCCGCGGCCAGGCCGGGCACAGAGGUACCCGGUCCGGCGCGUGUGGGGCCUGCAGACAAAAGGCCGAGCCCGCAGGGCCAAUCCGCGCACCACCCCGUAGCGACUGGGGGCGGGAGCCGGAGAGCCGAGAAGCUCGUCUCGGCGCAUCUAUUGGCUGGUAUUGACGCCCAUCCGGACCCCGAGGCCAGGCAGUUGGCCAAGGGGGGCGGGGUUUGCAGAGCCCCAAUGAAUGGGGGAGCCGGAAGCAGGAAGUGAGUUUGCGAACGGAGCAGCUGCUGCAGCAGGGCCCAUGGCGGACACCCAGUACAUCCUGCCCAAUGACAUCGGCGUGUCUAGCCUGGACUGCCGUGAGGCCUUCCGCCUGCUGUCACCCACAGAGCGCCUCUAUGCCCACCACCUGUCCCGUGCUGCCUGGUACGGAGGCCUGGCUGUGCUGCUUCAGACCUCCCCCGAGGCCCCCUACAUCUAUGCUCUGCUCAGCCGCCUCUUCCGCGCGCAGGACCCCGACCAGCUGCGCCAACAUGCCCUGGCUGAGGGCCUUACCGAGGAGGAGUAUCAGGCGUUCCUGGUCUAUGCUGCGGGUGUUUACUCCAACAUGGGCAACUACAAGUCCUUUGGUGACACCAAGUUUGUUCCCAACUUGCCCAAGGAAAAGCUGGAACAGGUGAUCCUAGGGAGUGAGGCCGCUCAGCAGCACCCCGAAGAAGUCAAGGGCCUCUGGCAGACCUGUGGGGAGCUUAUGUUCUCUCUGGAGCCAAGGCUUCGACACCUUGGACUGGGGAAGGAGGGAAUCACCACCUAUUUCUCUGGGAAUUGUACCAUGGAAGAUGCCAAAUUGGCCCAGGACUUUCUGGACUCACAGAACCUCAGUGCCUACAACACCCGGCUCUUCAAAGAGGUUGAUGGAGAAGGGAAGCCCCACUACGAGGUGCGGCUGGCUUCUGUGCUUGGCUCAGAGCCUUCCCUGGACUCUGAGAUGACUUCCAAGCUGAAGAGCUACGAAUUCCGGGGAAGCCCUUUCCAGGUGACCCGAGGGGACUAUGCGCCCAUCCUCCAGAAGGUGGUGGAGCAGCUGGAGAAAGCCAAGGUGUAUGCAGCCAACAGCCACCAGGGGCAGAUGCUGGCCCAGUAUAUAGAGAGCUUCACCCAGGGCUCCAUCGAGGCCCACAAGAGGGGCUCCCGCUUCUGGAUCCAGGACAAAGGCCCCAUCGUGGAGAGUUACAUCGGGUUCAUCGAGAGCUACCGUGACCCCUUUGGUUCCCGAGGAGAAUUUGAAGGUAACUCCCUCGGGGAGGAGGAGCCACUGGAUGUAGAAGAGUCUGAGCAUCUGCCUGCUAAAGCCAGAGAGAUUAGUCUGGGAGGAGAGCACACAGCCUGCUGGGGCUCAGGUUUCGUAGCUGUGGUGAACAAGGCCAUGAGCGCCAAGUUUGAGCGGCUAGUGGCAAGUGCAGAGCAGCUGCUGAAGGAGCUGCCCUGGCCCCCAGCCUUUGAGAAGGACAAGUUCCUCACCCCCGACUUCACCUCCCUGGAUGUUCUCACCUUUGCUGGCUCUGGCAUCCCUGCUGGCAUCAACAUCCCCAACUACGAUGACCUGAGGCAGACGGAAGGCUUUAAGAAUGUGUCCCUGGGGAAUGUGCUGGCUGUGGCCUACGCCACGCAGCGGGAGAAGCUCACCUUUCUGGAGGAGGAUGACAAGGAUCUGUACAUCCUCUGGAAGGGGCCCUCCUUCGAUGUGCAAGUAGGCCUGCAUGAGCUGCUGGGCCAUGGCAGCGGCAAGCUCUUCGUACAGGAUGAAAAAGGAGCAUUCAACUUUGACCAGGAGACAGUGAUCAACCCAGAGACGGGCGAGCAGAUUCAGAGCUGGUAUCGGAGCGGGGAGACCUGGGACAGCAAGUUCAGCACCAUCGCCUCCAGCUACGAAGAGUGCCGGGCUGAGAGCGUGGGCCUCUACCUCUGUCUCCACCCGGAAGUGCUGGAGAUCUUUGGCUUUGAGGGGGCUGAUGCGGAGGACGUGAUCUACGUGAACUGGCUCAACAUGGUUCGGGCCGGGCUGCUCGCUCUGGAGUUCUACACACCUGAGGCCUCCAACUGGCGACAGGCCCAUAUGCAGGCCCGGUUUGUGAUCCUGAGAGUCUUGCUGGAGGCUGGCGAGGGACUCGUUACCAUCACUUCCACCACAGGCUCUGAUGGGCGCCCAGAUGCCCGGGUCCGCCUCGACCGCAGCAAGAUCCGGUCUGUGGGCAAGCCUGCUCUAGAGCGCUUCCUGCGGAGACUUCAGGUGCUGAAGUCCACAGGGGAUGUGGCCGGAGGGCGGGCCCUGUACGAGGGGUAUGCGGCGGUCACUGAUGCGCCCCCGGAGUGCUUCCUCACCCUCAGGGACACAGUGCUGCUACGUAAGGAAUCUCGGAAGCUCAUCGUUCAGCCCAACACUCGCCUUGAAGACUCAGACGUGCAGCUUCUGGAAUACGAGGCCUCAGCUGCUGGCCUCAUCCGAUCCUUCUCCGAGCGUUUCCCAGAGGAUGGACCCGAGUUGGAGGAGAUCCUCACACAACUGGCCACAGCUGAUGCCCGAUUCUGGAAGGGCCCCAGUGAGGCCCCAUCUGGCCAGGCUUGAGGAAGAUGUGUGGCCUCUCCCCCAACUCCAAGAAACCAAGGCUGCAAGUGGCCCUCCAUUCGUGUGUGUUUUUAGGGGCUGGGGAGGGGGAGGGGCAGGAGCUUGGACCUUGGUACUACCUCAGCUGAGGGUGGUGACACUAACCCCUUACAUUUGUCAGCACUUUCCAGCUUGCCAAGUGCUUCCCCUCUGUGAGCUCAUUUCAUCUGCACUGCCAUACCUGGAGUGAGCAAGACAGGGCUCACCAUCCUGUCUACCAGAUGAGGAAAUGGCAGUUCUGAGAAGUCACUGGUCUAGAUUCCACAGAUGGCACGUGACAGCUAGGGUUCAAAAUGUUCUCACCUAAUCCAGUGCUCCUCACAUAUUAAUUUUAUAACCAGACAAAUAAAUAUUAGAGACAACCACCAU